AUGAUGAACCUGUUGGUAACGUUCUCCUUGGCUAUCUUGUCUGUCAGCACCGAGGAUGUGCCGAUCGAUUGGCCAGUAAACCAGCCAGACUAUCAGCUGCCCAUUUUUUUGUCUGCCAGAGCAGGGAUUGCCUGUGAGGAAACUCCGAUCGUUUGGAGGAACAACAACAUGACGUGCCCUGAACGAGCUGUCUGCGCCGACGUGUUUCUGACGCCCAGAGAGCUCGAGGAUGGGUCCCAGUGUGAAGAAAAGAGGAUCCUGCAUAACUGUUUGUGUCCCGGCGGCUCUGUGUGCCCUUUCGAGAAGCCCUCACAUUUUCUGUAUGCAUCUGCUCUACAACGGCAGUACACUUGUCAAAACAUCUGCCGACUGCCAUAUUGUGGAAACAUUCGUAGCAUGACCCCUGUCGCCCAAACUGUGGUGAACGAGGCCAUAAACUUUGGUCGUCGGACGUACACCAGGAUGGACUGCCGAUGCUCCCGCCACCACGUUCCAUUUGGCACACACAGGGCUGUGCAGACCUCCCCAGCCCGCAACGGUAUCAAAAAAUUCGUAGAGUACGUCUGCAGCAGGUCGGAGAACGAGAAUAUGAUUCCUGACCCCUGCGAGAUUUAA
Molecule: messenger RNA, 615 nt
Organism: Candidula unifasciata
Lineage: Eukaryota; Metazoa; Mollusca; Gastropoda; Stylommatophora; Geomitridae
Source: the annotation of a GenBank genome assembly